AUCACUGGGUGGUCCAAACAUGUACGAAGAAAGUAGUUGCUUUGAUCCGAAUGGGAUGGUGGCAGAAGACUGUUUUUCCCAGAUGGUUUCAAAAUCAGAGGCAGUUAUGUCUGUGACUAGCAUACAGCCCCAAAACACCUUUGGGAUGGAAAACUUAGCCUACACAUAUUCCAGUGGAGAAGAUGCUUCUGCUGUUGCUAUGGAAAUCAUUGCACACCCUCAACAAAACUCAUACAAUCAAGUUAAUAACUUGAACCCCCAGUUUGUGCAAGUGGUGAACAACCAUGGUUCAUGUGAGGAGCUUUAUUCUUUCCCCACUCACUCCUCCGCACUUGAGAGGGGUCACCAUGAUCACCAAUUUCCUUAUUCCACACCAACACCAGAUCUCCUCAACCUUCUCCACUUGCCAAUGACCUUUGAAAACCAAAGCAGCAAUCUUCCGAAACUCUCUGGCCCUAUGGGAACAGCAGACAGCACAAACGUCUCAUCUGUUUCCUAUGACCCUUUCUUGCAUCUCAACCUGCAAGCACCUCCCCCAGAUCUGAGAAAUGAUUUUGCCUUUGGAGGAGGGGGUGUCAUAGAAGGCAGUGGAAUUGCCUACCAAGAUUUUGGAAAUGGGGUGGUGGAGUUCACUCAAGAUGUGGGGAAAAAGAGAGGGGGGAAAAGGACCAAGCAGUUUACCAGUACUACUACUGAGAGACAAAGGAGAGUGGAUUUGAGUAGUAAAUUUGAUGCUUUGAAAGAACUCAUCCCAAACCCCUCCAAGAGUGAUAGAGCAUCUGUGGUGGGAGAUGCUAUUAACUAUAUCAGAGAGCUUAAGAGGACAGUGGACGAGUUAAAACUAUUGGUGGAGAAGAAAAGGCAAGAGAAACAAAGGGUAGUAGUGAUGAUGAGGCACAAGGUUGAAACUGAAGGGCAAGAUGGUUCCAAUCCCGACCAAGAUGAUGGUUCCUACAAUGAAAGCUUAAGAAGUUCUUGGAUACAAAGGAAAUCCAAAGACACAGAGGUUGAUGUGCGCAUUGUUGACAACGAGGUAACAAUCAAGCUUGUUCAGAGGAAGAAGAUAGAUUGCUUGGUGCAUGUCUCACAGGUUCUUGAUCAGCUCAACCUCGAUCUCCAACAUGUUGCUGGUGGCCACAUUGGCGAUUUCUGCAGCUAUCUGUUCAAUACCAAGAUGUGUGACGGUUCUUGUGUUUAUGCAAGUGCCAUAGCCAACAAGCUCAUUCAGGUCAUGGACACGAGUUUGGCAGCAGUUUCUUCAUGAUCUUUGGCAUCAUUCAGGAACAAUAAUGAGUGUUAUGUUUCUUAACUGGUUGCCAUUUUUUUUUUGUUUAAUUGUUCUGUUUUGCACUUUAUGUUUAGGAUAUAGUUUAUAUAAAUCGAAUUAGAACUGUAUUGGUUUGAA
This is a messenger RNA of Vigna angularis (adzuki bean), 1405 nucleotides long. RefSeq names its product transcription factor bHLH91. Lineage: Eukaryota; Viridiplantae; Streptophyta; Magnoliopsida; Fabales; Fabaceae. The transcript is spliced from 3 exons. Gene Ontology annotation, biological process: anther wall tapetum development; regulation of DNA-templated transcription. Gene Ontology annotation, molecular function: protein dimerization activity. The record is from RefSeq and is a predicted model, not a curated record. Bases 20 to 1264 code for a protein of 414 amino acids.